Molecule: messenger RNA, 1896 nt
Organism: Phascolarctos cinereus (koala)
Lineage: Eukaryota; Metazoa; Chordata; Mammalia; Diprotodontia; Phascolarctidae
Gene: SMTNL2
Product: smoothelin like 2
Molecular function (GO): protein binding
Source: RefSeq, a predicted model, not a curated record
CCCUCCAGAAAUUAAGGCAGCGGAGCCGGGGCGCCAGACAGCACCCUACGUGAAGCCCUGCGCGAAGCGGCCAGGCCAUGGAGAACGAGUCAGGGGAGAAGCCUGGGGCAAGGGCCGCUGAGGCCGAGCUCGGGUUCGAGGCUGAUGAGGCGCCGGUGGGGCUGCGCGAGGCGGUACGCGCCUUGAGGGCGGACGUGGCACACUUCCAGCGUGGCGUGGAGCAGCGAGUGGCCGAAGCGCUGGGGCUGGCGGGGCCCCUGGCACGCACCGUGGCCGAGCUGCAGAGCGAACACGAGCGGCUGCGGGCCCACCUGGGGCAACUGGCACGCCACGUGGAGGCGCUGGCGCGCGCCACCGGCCUGCCCCUGGACAGCGGGCCUGAGCCCCGGGCCGAGCCGGCGUCCCCCGGACCCCGUGGGCCCCCGCGCUUCGCCAGCCACGCAGUGCUCUCGCUGUCAGGCCGUGGCCAGAGCCUGGAUCAGGAAGAACGGGCUGAUUCGGAGGUGAAGAGAAUCUCAAAUGUCUCAGUUAUGGAGAAUGGGCACCAGGUGAUGGCAGAGUUCCCUGGGCCCCUCGAGCCCCAUCCCUCGAGCAGGUCUCUUUGCAUGCCCCACCAGCCUGUCACUGCCAUCACCCGGGGCCCAGAGAAGGUUUCGGGGGAAAUUGUGUCCCCAACCCUGGCCCGCUCUGGUGCCUUCAGGGCCACCCAGGGGCACAGCGCAAGCCUCAGCGAGGCAGUGAAGACUUCCAGCCAGCCAGAGAAGAGCCUCAGGGUCACCGGGUCCUCCUCAGUCAGUAGCUUUGGGAUGACCAGUGUCUUUGUCAACAGUGAAAGCCCUUCCUCCAGCUUCCAGCAGGCGACCCCUCCCAAAUCGCCAUCCCCACCACCGCCAGCAGUCAGCCAUCGGCAGGGGGAGCGUCGCAGGGAGCUGGUGAGAUCCCAGACACUGCCACGGACCUCUGGGGCUCAGGCCCGCAAAGCUCUUUUCGAGAAGUGGGAACAAGAUGCCGGCAAGGGCCGAGGGGAGUCCCGGGCCAAGCUCAAGCGCUCACAGAGCUUUGGUGUGGCCAGCGCAAGCAGCAUCAAGCAGAUUCUUUUGGAAUGGUGCCGCUCCAAGACCAUCGGGUACCAGCAUGUCGACCUCCAAAACUUCUCCUCCAGCUGGAGUGAUGGCAUGGCCUUCUGUGCCCUCAUCCACUCCUUCUUCCCAGAAGCCUUUGACUACAACUCCCUGGACCCGGGUGAGCGGAAGAAGAACUUUGAGCUGGCCUUCUCCAUGGCCGAGAACCUGGCUCAGUGUGACCGCCUCAUCGAGGUAGACGACAUGAUGGUGAUGGGCCGGAAGCCGGACCCCAUGUGUGUCUUCACGUACGUGCAGUCCCUGUAUAACCACCUACGCCGCUUUGAGUGACCUCAGGGGCCUGCCCCCUAGGGCCGCCCAGAAAAGGCCCGGCCCCUCGAGGUCAGUCCCUCCCAGGCAUGGGGUCAGCGAGGGUGGCAGAUGAGCUGGAAGAGCCGCUGAACUGGAGGAGGAGAAAGGGUGCAGACGUUGGUGCUAUGAAAUCACCCCCUUCCCUGGGAGAGUCCAGAAUGGGAAAGGCUGAGGUGGCCCACCAUAGGCUUCUCACAAAGUGCCUUUAUGGAUCAUGCGGUGUGCCUCAGGAUGCAGCACCUGUGGUGAACCCCCCAGGCUCCCUCCCUGGAGUGUCUGAGCCCCAGGCUGUGGGGCAUGCUAAACUCCUGCCAAGGCCACCUCCCCCAAGUACCCUCCCUGGGCCCCCCCCCAUAGCGGGCUCAGUCACUCGGCUGGUCUCUUUUUAGAGGGUUGCUGCAGCCAUUUAUAAGGUCGUGUGACCUGUGUCGAUGCUCAUUUGUACAUAAAAGAUGUGCACCCA